AUGACCCUUCCUCUCUAUUUUCAGCAACAUUACCUAUACUCACAUCAACGGCUCCAUGUCCAAUCCCUGGUGCUGUGUAUCCUUACAUUCUUGAUGUUUGUGCGCCUAGGUCCGACCGCUUCACCAAUUUAUCCAUCUAAUCUAGUAACGCGUCGGGAGCUACAUAGAGGGUCAAGUCAUUACAACGACAGGACUGUUGUAAUUUGUGUUUCAAUAAACAUGUGGGAAAAACGGGGGAAGGGAAGAGAAGAGGAAAAAUACAAAUGUUCAGUGCAUGGUAACAUGGACCUCAAGGCACAAAUCAGCCUACAGCUUGCCUUAAACCUUGCCCUGACUUUGGAGGAUCGCAUAAAGCUAGAAGCCUCUAAGCAAGAAAGGAUAAGCAAUAUGAACACACCAUUGUAUAUAAAUUCCCAUGCCAAAUUAACGUGGAGUAAACUAAACAGCCGAACGGUUCAAGGGCAAUAUGAUUGGUACUGCACAGCAAGGGUCGCAACGUAUUUUCACUUCAAAAUUGCUUAUGAGUAG
Molecule: messenger RNA, 528 nt
Organism: Lobosporangium transversale
Lineage: Eukaryota; Fungi; Mortierellomycota; Mortierellomycetes; Mortierellales; Mortierellaceae
Exons: 8
Coding region: 1-528 (175 amino acids)
Source: RefSeq, a predicted model, not a curated record